This is a messenger RNA of Eriocheir sinensis (Chinese mitten crab), 3952 nucleotides long. RefSeq names its product eyes absent homolog 2-like (gene eya). NCBI's taxonomy places the organism in Eukaryota, Metazoa, Arthropoda, Malacostraca, Decapoda, Varunidae. Gene Ontology annotation, cellular component: nucleus. Bases 1562 to 3796 code for a protein of 744 amino acids. Gene Ontology annotation, biological process: cell differentiation; positive regulation of DNA repair; negative regulation of extrinsic apoptotic signaling pathway in absence of ligand. The transcript is spliced from 16 exons. The record is from RefSeq and is a predicted model, not a curated record. Gene Ontology annotation, molecular function: protein tyrosine phosphatase activity.
UGGUCCUCACAGCGCUCCACAUGAGGACAAACACGCACUCGUUGUUCUGAAGGAAAAGUAAAACAGUAUUCACAAAAGGUCUGUUCAGGGCUCGAUCCUCCAGAUAAAAGAUCUUCAAAAGGACGAACCGGUAUUAGUGGCUUUCGGAACCCCUCGCUUUCCCAUCCUCCCCUCCUCUCUCCGUCCUGCCCUCGGUGUCUCCCCUUGUUCCCGCACCCCUCAUCCUUACCCUCGCUCCCCUUCCCCGCAGCCCUCCGAUCCUUCCUCCCUCAUUCACCCCCCAGCGCCUCCUCCCUUCCCCCCCCCCUUGUCCUUCCCCUCCCUCCUCCAUGACCCACGUCGCUCCUACUGGCCUUGUGUUCCUGGCUCCUAUUGGCUGGCUAGGAUCUGCCCCGGUCGAUGAUUGGAGGAGGGCGGCGUGUUAAUCAAUGUUCAGGUGUCCGGGGGCCGCAUCAUGGCCGCUCCGGGGUCAGUGUGUGUUGACGAGUGAGAGUGGUAGGGUCGCUGGAGGGGCUGUCGAGUUCCUGUUCCAAAUACGUUAUCCUGUGAGUCUUACAAACCCUCACCUCGCCCGACUGUAACUCUCUGUUCCUUGGUGGUGGGGUCGCAGUAGUCAAGGGGAGCUGCGCCGGGCGUGCACGCGGGCGCAGUGGACCUGUUGAAGGCUCAGACACAUCGCCGGAAACUCGGACAUGGUGAUGACACGCGGUUGAACACGGAUUAGCUUUUUCGAGUGUUUUCGGCGCACGUCGCUGAAGGCUGGAGUGGCGGUGUAGGGGAUUUUCAACAGUCGAGCAGCGUGGCGUGACUCCCUCCCCUCCCUGGGACCCUCCUCUCUUCCUCACUCCCUGCGGCGACGAAGGGAGCACGGCGGCGGCCGAGAACCUGUUGGACCAGAGUGUCGUUUUACAGCGGUGACGAGGACGUUCAGGGAUUGGCCGCCCUCACUCGAACCCCUCCCCCUGGCGUCAGGUCCUUGGGGAAGAGCCAAGCAGCCGAAGCAAGGGACGCAGCAGCCGCAGGAGGAGCAGCUGCACAAGAAAGUUCGUGGCGGAAAAGCGAGGCGAACAAGGCUCCACCAAACAUGCCCGCGGAAACGAGGGUUGGUUCUUCGGAGUGAGAGGAAAGCCGAGCGUUCCCUCUCUCCCUCAAGACAGACUGUGACCCACCGUCCCAGACCACAGCCGUUAACAGGUGGUUGUGGUGAGAGCCAGACCAGAACCACGGCUUGGGCGGACCAUGUGGCGGCUGGCCUGGGACCUGCAGCAGCAACACGACUGGCCACAAAGGUCCUAGUGCCAACUCAGAAAUAUGUGAAGAAGGAACCAGCGGGAGUUUUCAGUGUGAGGGAGAGAGACUUCGUGUACCGUGAGAAAUAAGCUGAGGCUUUACCUUUUGUUGGCCCAGAGCUUGAGUGUCCUGUCCCUGGAGUCACGACGGGCAAACACACGGCAAAACGCACCAAAGCCGCCACCGUCGCUGCUGUUGUCGCGACACAAACUCUCCGACAAACUUAAACUGAGCCUCCACUGCUCCGGCGGCGCGGCACUGCGGGAGCAAGAUGGUGUCAGUGCUGCCUUCCAUGGACCACACUUUUCCUACCUUGGUCGACCUUAACAAGGAACAAGCCGUGCUCGACCAGCAGGUGAAGCGGCAGCGCCUGGACACGGAAAGAGACUCUGCCCAACACAGUGCUGGCUCAUGGCUCGACCAUCAUCUAAGGUGUGAGGUAGCAGCUGUCGCGGCGUCACCAGCAAGCCACAGCGACAGUGGGUGCGCCUCUCCUACAGAAGGCUCAGGAGGGGGAGGAGGAGGAGGAGGAGGUAGUGGUGGAGGAGGAGGAGGGGGAGGGGGAGGAGGCAGUAGUAGCGAUUUGCUGACCCCACUAGUGAGUCUGGGCCGAGGAACCUCCAUAGCGGCGGGGCCACUCACCACCUCGCCGGCCGCCACGUCCUUGUCCCCGUCCUACCACGCCGCCGCCGUCACCAGCACCGUUGCCAACCCGGCCACCUCCACCCCCAACGCCAACACCAACGCCGAGGCGCCGCAGGCCACGCACGCGCCGCAGCCGUCCCUGCAGCCUCUGGACCCCGCCUGGCUGACCACCUCCUCCCUGCACCACAACAACAACACCCUGCAUGAGGUGAAGGGGGAGCCAAGCAGCAGCAACGACCCGGACGUCUUCACGGAGGCGCUGCCGCCCUACACCAGCGUCACCGCCUCCACGGCCGGCACAGACAAGCACGACCUCUCAACCUCUCACCUGCAGCAGCUCUACUCCAGCACAAUGCAAGCGUAUGGAGGGAAUUCGUACAUGCAGCCAGCCGGCUUCUACAACACUGUCCCAAACUCACAGUACUAUGGCCCCGACUACCUCCUCAACAGCACGCGGAGCCUCAACCAGAGCACCAAGGGCACGUUGGGCUCGGGCUCCCUCAGCUCCUCCUGCCUCAGUUCCGCGGGCUCCCUCGGCUCGACGGGCUCCCUGGGCUCCGCCACGGCCUCCUACCUGACCCCCUACGGCUCCUUCAGCGGGAGUAGCGGCACCCAAUGUCAGAACCCCUACUACGGCGCCUCCUACAACACCUCCUUCGCCGCGGGCAACACCCAGAACUACACCUCCACCCAGCAGGGCCUGGACUCAGCCUACUACUCGGCGGCGGCGUACGCGGGGCAGGCGGCGGCGGCGGGGGGCUACUACUACGGCCAGAGCUACAGCGGCUACAUGGGGUCCUCAUCCGCCUCCUCCCCCUCCUCCGUCGCCACCGCCUCCAACGGGCUCACCUCCUCCGGGCUUCCCUCCGCGGCGCCCUCCACGCCCAAUUCCACCACGUACCAGCUCACUCUGCCUAUUGAACCAGAGUCGGCCGGGUUCCAGGGAGUGGACAGCCCCUCGUCACCGCUCAAAGACACAGCCUCCAGGGCGCGAAACGGCAGGUCCCGACGAAGCAAUCCCUCGCCGGACCCCGAGAACAAGGUGGAGCGGGUCUACAUCUGGGACCUGGACGAGACCAUUAUCAUCUUCCACUCCCUCCUCACCGGCACCUACGCCAGAACCUUCGGCAAAGACACCGCCAAUGCCGUCCAGCUGGGCUACCACAUGGAGAAGCUCAUCUUUGACCUGGCCGACACACACUUCUUCUUCAAUGACCUUGAGGAAUGUGAUCAAGUCCACAUCGAUGACGUUUCAUCUGAUGACAACGGCCAGGACCUGAGCAACUACAACUUUGCAACUGACGGAUUCAGCGCCGCCAACAACAAUGCCUCUCUGUGCCUGGGGACCGGCGUGCGGGGGGGCGUCGACUGGAUGAGGAAGCUCGCCUUCAGGUAUCGCAAGAUCAAAGAACUCUUCAACAGUUGCAGGAACAAUUCUGGCAGUCUAUUAGAUCCUGAGAACCGUGAGAAGUGGCACAGAGUCCGUCAAGACAUUGAAACCCUGACGGAUCAAUGGCUGACAGAAUCCAUGAAGUGUUUGCAGCUAAUAGCCUCCAGACCCAACUGUGUGAACGUCCUGGUCACCACGACCCAGCUGGUCCCUGCCCUCGCCAAGGUCCUUCUCUACGGCCUCGGCUCUAUCUUCCCAAUAGAAAAUAUAUACUCUGCUACAAAAGUAGGUAAGGAGAGUUGCUUUGAGAGGAUUGCUUCAAGGUUUGGGCGGAAGCCGGUGUACGUGGUGGUGGGCGACGGCCGGGACGAGGAGAUGGCAGCAAAACAGCUUGAUUUUCCAUUUUGGAGAAUUCAGACCCAUCAUGAUUUCCUGAACCUGUACAAGGCCUUGAGCAUCUGUGGCCUCUGAACACCCAGCAACAACUACAACAUUAACAACUCCAGCUACACCUUGGUCUCUUCUGUUUGAUUUUAUCACUGUUUGACAUUUACUAUACUUCUGCCCUGGAGCACUGGUCAAUGACUGUUUUCACCAAUGCAAUAUGUAUGAUAUAUAUAUAUAUAU